Messenger RNA from Erpetoichthys calabaricus (reedfish), 1280 nucleotides. RefSeq names its product T-cell-specific surface glycoprotein CD28-like. The record is from RefSeq and is a predicted model, not a curated record. Gene Ontology annotation, cellular component: external side of plasma membrane. Gene Ontology annotation, biological process: T cell receptor signaling pathway; regulation of T cell proliferation. The transcript has 3 exons. Lineage: Eukaryota; Metazoa; Chordata; Cladistia; Polypteriformes; Polypteridae. Bases 218 to 730 code for a protein of 170 amino acids.
UCAACCAAUCAGGAAAGCCGUCUGCCCCUCAAUUCAACCAACCACUCGUCUCAUCAAUGAACUAAUAACCAUAACAGCCAAUCAGCCCACCACGGUCUUCCCCUUAUGAUAAUGAGUCUGAGUCACACCUUGGCUCCUCCCCCAGGUGGGCAGUGGGCGGUGCUACACCAAAGGCCCCGGCCUGCCACAGGCUGCGCUCUCAUUGCUGCCUGACAACAUGCUGCCCGGGUUACUGCUGCUGGCGCUCUGCCUGGGGCACCUGGAGGCCUUCGAGGUCGUGCAGUCUCAGCGUGCGCUCAUCACCAGUGGCGGGGAGGUGUCCCUCAACUGCUCCUAUGAAAUUCCACGCCCUAAGGCCGAGACGGUCCAUGUGUUCCUUCACCGGGUGAUCCACAACGACACGACGUCCUGCAUCAAGAGCGCGGGCACCUCAGUGUACGCCUUCAAGUGUGUCAUGAUACCUCAGGAUCACAACAGCACCCACGCCAGCUUCACGCUGACCAUCUUCAGUCUCGACAAGGAGGACGAGGACAUCUACAUCUGCAAAGUGGAGAAGCGGAAGCCCUUCCCAUAUGAGGACGGAGCGGGUGUGGGCACCAUGGUCCUCAGUGCCACAAGUCCAGCCACCCAGCUGCCCAAUGAAUGUGAGUGCACGCCUGGCUGUAAUGUCACCAGGGCCCGGUGUGUGUGGACAAGUCCCCAUCAGCUCUCUCUCUGUCUGUCUCUGUAGGUGACAAAGUCCUAGAAAUGCAGCCGGACCCGCUGCUGGUCACCGUGGUUGUCAUUGCAGGGAUUCUGCUGCUGUACAGCGUGGCCAUCAGUGUCAGCUGGGGACUUGUAGAGAGACGGCGGCGGGCUGCCAUGAAGCUGGACAACAACUCGGAGUACAUGGACAUGCGCAAAGGGCUGGCCAACGGAGGGGGCCGCAGACUGGACCACUGGAGUGCCACAUAGCGGGGGCACCACAACUGGCGUGUGAGCCAAAGGGACUGAGGACGAGAGCGGCCAGGCACCAUGAUGGACACUGCAUGGGCCUCACUGCCUGGGCCUUUAUCUGCUAGUGUUGUACACUUGAGGGGCACCAGAGAGACCACUUCAUGUUUUACUCAUAAAAAAAACAAAAAAAACGUCAACUGCUGUUUUUAUUUGAGCUGGAAAAAAAAAAAAACGAAAAUGGAAAAAAUAAAUCAGGCGGCCGUCGCGGGCGCGAAGUCGAGGUGCAGCCGUGCCUCCCACGGGGCACAGGAGCAAAGCCCGCAGGGCAGUGUGGUGUGGUGUGG